UGGGUUGAGGCCAGAGUCUAGUCAUCGUCAAGCACUCGUAUAAUCUGGUCUUCACUGGGAUGUCUGUAAUAACAGAAACCUCCUUUGCUACCGCAGCAUCCUCUUCCAUUAACAGCAAUCGACUCUUGGAUGUUGGGAAUAUUAGCCGGAGACCAGUCACAAUGGCCUCAAGUUAUGUCUUUCUCCUUGUUGGGAAGACAGGCAAUGGGAAGAGCAGUCUGGGAAAUUGUCUUUUAGGACAACAGGACUUUCUGACUGGUUCUAGCAUGUCUUCAACAACAACUAAAGCUGAGAAAAGGUCAAGAAUUAGAGGCGAAGUAACUAUAACGGUGGUGGACACUCCGGACAUCGUUAACCUGGACUACAGUCCUGAGGAAAGGAGGGAGGAGAUCCAGAGGUGGAAGGCGCUGACGUCACCCGCCCACCCGACCAUUCUACUGGCUGUGCGCUGUGACGUGCGCUACACGGCCGAGGAGUACGCCAUCUACAAGGAGUUCAAGAGUCUGUGGGGAGACAACUCCAGCAUCAAGCGCCAACUGGUUGUGGCCUUCACCUUCGGUGACAGGCAGGACAGAGACCUCCGUGAGGAGCUGAAGGGCGUGUGUCCCGAGCUGAAGAAAGUCUUGAGAGACGCUGACAACCGCUACGUGCUCUUCAACAAAAAGGACCCAAACAAAGAGCAGCAAGUUGACAAACUUCUCAAAAUCAUAAGACCACCUGACAGGUCACAGAAGCCUUUCUCCUCUCCCCGCGUCCACAACAUACUGUCCGUGGUGUGCUUGGUCAUCCCCCUUCUUGCUGCAGUCGGCUGUAUCGUUGCUGGCGUCUUCGAUCAACUGGGAUUGACGAUCGGCCUCGGGGUGCUCGGCCUCACGAUGGCUGUGCUGUUAUUAGUGUGUGGGUAUGAAGCCCGGAAACAAAGCCGAAGUAGCCUCAUGAACCCUUAAGAAAUUUGAAUCACA
This is a messenger RNA of Pomacea canaliculata, 962 nucleotides long. Its product is annotated as GTPase IMAP family member 4-like. Lineage: Eukaryota; Metazoa; Mollusca; Gastropoda; Architaenioglossa; Ampullariidae. The coding region runs from base 60 to 947 and encodes 295 amino acids. The record is from RefSeq and is a predicted model, not a curated record. Gene Ontology annotation, molecular function: GTP binding. The transcript is spliced from 4 exons.